AUGAAGCGUCUGCUGAAUGCGUCAACCUGGAGGAAGGAAGAUCAGCGCUAUAUGCAGCCCUCGUCCUCACAGCUUCUGAUCUCAAGGACAACAAGCUCACUCGGCAGCUCCAACCCACCGCGCCACUUCUCACCUGACCUGCCGGCAGGGAUGCCGAAUGAGAAAGACGUACUGCGCGGCCUAAACGAGCGCUUCGCCGGGUUUAUCCAGAAAGUGCAUUAUUUGGAAAGCCAGAACCGAGCGCUGGAAAAAGAAAUAGAGGACAUCAGAGAAAAAGCCAAAUCGUCCUCAUAUCUGCAUGAGCGCUAUGAACCGGAGUUGCAGGAGCUGAGGAAGCAGGUGCAUUCCAUGUCCGUGCAGAAGCAUCGCAUCGAGCUGGAGCAUCAGCAUUUAGCGGACGAGUUUAACACACUGAGAGAAAAAUGUGAAGCAGAUAACCGCGGCAGAACUGAAGCUGAGGAGAGUAUUUCUGCCCUUAAAAAAUACAUCGAGCACGCAUACCAAACCAAACAAGAGAUGGACAGGAAAGCGAACGUCCUGGCAGGUGAGAUCGAGUUCUUGAAGAAAAACCAUGAAGCUGAAGUCUCUGAGAUGUUAGCCCACAUGCAGGAGACGAGGGUUUCAGCAGGGGUGAGCGGUUUCGGCAGAGGUGAGCUCACGGCAUCUCUGAGGGACAUCAGGACACAGCUGGAAGGUCGCGCUAUCUGUAGCGUCUCUCAGGCUGAACAGCGCUUCAGCUCACAGCUGGCAAAACUCACUAAAGCUGCCGAGAGCGACAGGGGUGUUCUGAUAGCCAGCAAAGAUGAAAUCGGUCGGUUCAGGAGACAGCUACAGGAGAAGAAUGUGGAGCUGGAGUCAGCCAGAGGGGUGAGAGAAGCACUGGAGAGACAGCUGUAUGAUCUGGAGCAAAGACACACCGCCGAAAUCCAUCACUACCAGGACACCAUCAGACAGCUGGAAAAUGAGCUGAAAAACACAAAGUAUGAUAUGACAAGCCAUGUGCAGGAGUACCAGAAUCUGCUCAAUGUGAAAAUGGCCUUAGACGCUGAAAUCUAUUCAUACAGAAAAUUGUUGGAGGGCGAAGAGUCAAGGUACUCUACUUUAUCUGAAGCACAGUUAUCAGCACCUUAUGUUUAUAGGCAAUCACCUAUUUAUACCCUACCUAGCGUUACAAGGAUUGGAGAACCAAACAGGAAAGCAGAGCCGCAGUACAAGUUCGUUGAGGAGAUCAUAACUGAGACUACCAGGGAAGACAUAGAAAUACUGGACACAGGGUCUGAUGAUGCUGAAGAUGCACACGAAUGUGACAAAGUGUGCAGUGACGAGAUUACAGAUACAGCAGCAGAAAGUGUAGAGCAGUCUGAAAAAGAGGAGACCCACAAAGCAGCCACUGAGAAUCAGACAGCCAGUCCCAGUGCAGAACAACUGGAAAAAGAAAAUGAAUCAGUAGAAGCCUCUAUGGAAUGUAAGAAAGCUGAUAUGGAUACUAAAGAAGCACAGAGCCAAUUAACUGAAUCCGAACACACUGAAGAGAAGGAUGAAGAUGAUAACACCAAAAUUGAUGACACAAGCUCCAAAGCUCAAGAGCCUGAUACAGAAACAAAACCACAAGCAGAUAUAACCAAUGAUGCAGAGGUAGCUGUAAAAGAAAAACAAGACUCAGCAAAUGAGAGUCUUGAAAAGAUCAAACAGCCAAAGUCAACAGAGCAAAAAACAGAGCCUAUAACAGUGUUAACUGAUUCGGAUACGUCUUUGCAACAAGACUCUGCUCCACAAGAAAAACUCACAGAAAAGAGCUCUCAAAAAUCAGAGGACAAAAAGGUAGAAGAACUAGCAGUUGAGUCUAAAGAUGCUUCAGCUAAAACAACUAAGAAAAACAUGGAGGCUAGUGAGGUGAAAUUAUUGGAGGUAGAAGCACCCAAUGCUGACUCACAGCCAGAAUCUGAAAAAGCUGAUGCAGAGCAGGAGACUCCUUCUGAAAAGGCCAGCAAAGCAGAAACAAAAGAGAAUGCCUCGAAAGCUGAUGUGCAUGAUUCUCAAGCGGAGAGCAUAAAGAAUGAUGCAGAGGAGGUGCAAAAAAAGCUGUCGAAGGACGAAAAGAAGCUUGAGGCAAAAACACCUACAGAAGAAAUAAAAAAAGAAUUACCUUUAGAAGGCAAAGAAAAGAAAACUAAACUUGAAGAGCAGUCAGAGAAAAACACGGAGAGCAAAUUGGAAGUUGAUACAGAGACUGUACAAACAGAAAAAGAAAAAAGUGCCCAGUCAAAAGAAGAGCAAAAAAUACAAGCGGAUGAAAACAAAUUGGCAGGUAAUGGAACAGAAGCAAAAGAAUCCAAAAUAAAUGAAAAUGAAACAAAAGUGCAAGAAAAAGCAGAAACAAAGGAGAAUGCCUCAAAAACUGAUGUGCCUGAUUCUCAAGCAGAGAGCAUAAAGAAUAAUGCAGAGGAGGUGCAAAAAAAGCUGUCGAAGGACGAAAAGAAGCUUGAGGCAAAAACACCUACAGAAGAAAUAAAAAAAGAAAUACCAUUAGAAAGCAAAGAAAAGAAAACUAAACUUGAAGAACAGUCAGUGAAGAACAUGGAGAGCAAAUUGGAAGUUGAUACAGAGACUGUACAAACAGAAAAAGAAAAAAGUGCCCAGUCAAAAGAAGAGCAAAAAAUACAAGCGGAUGAAAACAAAUUGGCAGUUAAUGAAACAGAAGCAAAGGAAUCCAAAAUAAAUGAAAAUGAAACAAAAGUGCAAGAACAAGCAAACAAUGAAGAAAGUGCAAAAUCAAAAGAAGGAGAAAAAGAGCAUGAUCAAAUGCAAAACAAACCAAAAACUGAAGUAAUGGAGAAAAAAUCCCAAGAGCAAUCUGAGAAAACUGCAGUUGGCACUAAAGAGCAUGUUAAAACCAAUGAAGAGGAAACAACCAAGAUUUCUGUACAGCAGAAAAAGGAAAUUCAAGACAAAACUUUAGAAUCUGUUAAAAAGGAAACACCUAAACAAGAUAUGGAGAAAAAAGAUCCCCAAGACCCCAAACUGGAAACGUCUGGCUACACAAAAGAAAUUGAAACUAAGGAUGAAGAGUUGGAUAGAACACCAUCUAAAGAAGUUCCCAAGACUUCAUCUGAAAAAGAACAAAGCAUAGACCAGACACAAAAAGACAAAGCCUUAAAUGAGACAAACACAAAAGAUGAGAAAUCAGACAAACCUGAUACAAGCAAGGUAAAGGAAGUCAGUCCCAAGGUGGACAGCACAAAACCUAAACAACCUGAAGAGGAUCCUACACUACUAAAAGACUCCAAAAAGCCUGACCAAACUGCAGAGUCUAAAGGGAAACAGGAAGAUUCAACAGAGGAAAAAGAAAGCAAAGCGGAGAAAGCAACCAUUAGCAACAUUAAAGCUGGCACAGACCAGAAGGCCAAAGAUGUGUCAGCUGUGACUGAGAAUGGAGUAAAAGCAUAAAAGAAGUUCUGAGACCUUCCCAUAAGCACACAAUCACUCAAUAACUGAGAUGAACGUGGCACAAAUGCUUUAACGCUUCAUAUAGCAGGCAACACUUUCAUGACACAUUACUGUCAGUAAAAAAAUUUUAAAGUCAUUAGUUUAAAUAUAACCUACACCUCAAGUCAAAGCAGAGAAUGGUAAAGCAUUUCGCAUCAUUGCAAUCAGUCCUUAAUGUGAUCAUUAACACAAUACAACUAGCAGAAUUGAAAAUUGAGUGGCACAGGGAACUAUUGUUAGACUGAGGUUUAGUAAUAACCUAAAUGCAGCUUAGGAGCUUUGAUCACAAAUAAAACAGUAUAUGCAUGUGCACUAAUAUCUAGGUAAAAAGCCAUGCUGAUAAAUAAAUCAUAAAAGGUAGAAUGUUUACUGUUUAUUUAAAUAAAAUAUUUUGCUAUGAUACCACAGAUGCUUAUUUAAAUGUGUAUAUCAUCAGAAUGCUAUAUAUUAUCACAA
Molecule: messenger RNA, 3942 nt
Organism: Trichomycterus rosablanca
Lineage: Eukaryota; Metazoa; Chordata; Actinopteri; Siluriformes; Trichomycteridae
Product: neurofilament medium polypeptide
Exons: 3
Coding region: 1-3447 (1148 amino acids)
Biological process (GO): neurofilament bundle assembly
Cellular component (GO): axon; cytoplasm; intermediate filament
Molecular function (GO): structural constituent of cytoskeleton
Source: RefSeq, a predicted model, not a curated record